CUUAUUUGAUUAACUAUUUAUUUUUUGGACAAAUGACUGAAUAUAAGUUGGUUGUUGUUGGGGAUGGAGGAGUUGGAAAAUCGGCAUUAACUAUUCAAUUAAUUCAAGGCCAGUUUAUUGAAGAGUAUGACCCAACCAUUGAGGACAGUUAUCGAAAGCAGGUUCUUAUUGACGGCGAGACCUGUCUUCUUGACAUUCUAGACACGGCAGGACAGGAGGAGUAUUCUGCUAUGCGUGACCAAUAUAUGCGUACUGGCGAGGGUUUUCUUUUGGUUUUUGCGCUUAAUGAGUACAAGUCUUUUGAGAAUAUCCACGCUUAUCGUGAACAGAUCAGACGGGUAAAGGACAACGACGAGGUUCCAAUGGUUUUGGUCGGUAAUAAAUGUGAUCUCCAACAGCGAGCAGUUGACCAGCGAUCUGUACAAGAAUUGGCACGUUCUUUUGGCAUUCCAUUUAUUGACACAAGUGCUAAAACUCGCAAGCAUGUGGACGAGGCUUUUCAUGCUCUUGUGCGUGAAAUUAGAAAGUUUAAGCACAAGGAAAAGCCAAAAAGGAGGCGGAGAUGUGCCAUUAUUUAAAAUUUCUCCAGCUCUAUUAGCUACUAUAUCUCUAAAAAACACUCCUCUCUCU
Molecule: messenger RNA, 630 nt
Organism: Meloidogyne enterolobii
Lineage: Eukaryota; Metazoa; Nematoda; Chromadorea; Rhabditida; Meloidogynidae
Source: the annotation of a GenBank genome assembly